AUGUCCGCGGAUGCUCUCGACACUUUUAUCACCACACUUUGGAUUUUUUAUAUUAUUCUGGGAUUUUACUCAGCUGGAGUCCGAGGACAAGAAGGGGAUGGCUGUGGUCACACUCUCCUUGGAGCAGAGUCUGGGACCCUGGCCUCUCAGAACUAUCCACACACUUAUCCCAACAACAUUUUCUGUAAGUGGAGGCUGCGUGUGGCUGAAGGACGGACACUGAGGCUGCUGUUCGGGGACUUUGACAUCGAGGCCAGUCCCGGCUGCAGCAACGGCUCCCUUGUGGUCAUGGAUCAAAGCGGGUACACCACUUUAGGUCCAGUUUGUGGGAGGCUGGACUUGUCCCAGAGGAAUGUGACGCUGAGCAGUAAUGAGGUGGUGAUAACGUUCAUGUCUGGAACUCACCGCUCAGGACGAGGAUUUCUGCUUUCCUACGCAACAGACCUGCAUCCACAGCUGGUUUCCUGUUUACAGCGAGGAUCCCAUUUUAGUCCAGUGCAUUUGAGUGGAGCUGCGUACUGUCCGGCCGGCUGUAAAAACAUUAGCGGAGACGUGUGGGGCGGCUGGGAGCAGGGCUACAGAGAUACCUCGGUGCUGUGCAAAGCUGCGGUUCACGCUGGCCUCACCUCGGACUCUGUGGGAGGAACUGUGACCGUGACCCGAGGGAGGAGUCUCACACUGUAUGAAUCCACGUUUGCCAAUGGAGUCCUGUCAAAAAUGGGAUCUUUGUCAGAAAAUAAGUUCCUAUUCAAACGAGAGUGCCACAGCGUGUUGCAGCUCUCCGGCUCAAACGCCUCCUCUGUGGACCCCAACCGCCCAGAGCUCAGAAAGUACUGGUCUUUCGCAGGCCCACAUUCUCCUCAGGAUGUCGUUUCCUGGACGUCUGCCUAUAAAGAUGCUUCUCCGUGGGUUGAGCUGGAGCUGAGGGACAGGAGCACCAUAACCGACAUAGUGACAACAGUUUCAAAUGAAGACUAUGUGCAUUUUUACACUCUGCAGUUGAGCAAAGACAGGAAAACAUGGAAGUGGUACAAAGAUCCACUGAGCAAAGAGAAGAAGGUGUUCCAGGCCUAUGCGGACGGCCACCUGCGGGUUCUGAACAGUGUGGUGCCUUCAGUCGUGGCUCGCUAUUUGAGGAUCCAGGCGCUCAGCUGGAGGGGCAAGGCAUCACUACAGGUGCAGGUGAUGGGCUGUCCCGUUUCCAAGGUGACGCCAAGAUCUCGGCCAAACGCAGAGUCAACGUCUGUUAAAGUCCUCGACGCCACUGUGCCACCUUUGGUUAACUCCAACUCCACUGAUGGGCCGGUUCUCGUGGAAACAAGGCUAAGCUCCAGCCAACCUGUGCUGGUGGCCGUGGGAGUGGUGCUGGGGCUGGUCAUGUGUGGCAGCUGUCUGUUAGCCGGGGUCUGGUGGAAGCAAAGGAAAAAGGCGUCUCUAAUGAAGUACUCCUUACCCCCAAUGGAAUGUCAGAAGCUUCAGAUAAAGGCGCUGCAGUGUCCUCAGUCAGAGUUUAUCUCGUAUCCACUGGAGCGAAAUGUGCACGACGCUCUUCCAAACCCUCCACUGAACGACUAUGCAGAACCAGUGAAAGUGGGCUCCACGUUUCGACCCCCGUCAGAACAGGCCUACACCUCUCCUUUCGCCCAGAAUCUUUACGACCGCCCGAGCCACAUGCCCGAGUACGCCGAGCCUCUCCCUCCAGAGCCAGAGUACGCCACCCCGUUCGGAGAUCAGGUCCAGGAAUCUUACAAGGCCCCAGUGCCCUGUCCCGGCACCACCCCCACGGCUCACUACGACUGUCCCUCACACCACACCCUGUCCAACGGCUACUGCACGCCGGUCAUCCGCACGGUCGGCGACGAGAGCUACGCACAACCCAAGCCCUGUGACGCCCGGCUGCAGAAGCACACGUACGAGCAGCCUUUGUGA
Molecule: messenger RNA, 1929 nt
Organism: Knipowitschia caucasica
Lineage: Eukaryota; Metazoa; Chordata; Actinopteri; Gobiiformes; Gobiidae
Source: the annotation of a GenBank genome assembly